UACCCUCUCUUCAAUCUAAUAACAAAUUUUUUUUUUUAAAUUAUUAAAAAAAAGAGAAUAUAUUGAAUAUAAAUAUGAAGGAAAAGAGAAAGUAAGUAUAUAUGAACAGUUUGCAAGUGUUUGGCAUGUUUUCACUUGAGUCGAAAAAACAUCAAGUUUGUUAAGUGUUUUAACAGUCUAUUAAAGAAGACUUUCGCCAAAGUUUUUCUCAUUAAACUUGAUCUUCCUAGAGUUCCGAGCUAAAGUCGGAACCAACAUAUUUUUAUAAACCGGAAGCCAAAUUUUUCUUAACACGGAGCGAACCUUGUGUUAUAAUUAUACAAAUUUUACAAAAUGUGAGAAAGAUUAUCCAUCCCCAAGGCAAUUAUAAUCUUAAAACUAAGAUUGAAUGUUUCAAUUGUCCUAUAUGAAAAUCGGCAAAAUUAAAAAGCUUGAAAUGAUUCUGACUUAUAAAGCCUAGAGACCUCGACAUUAAAUUUUGAACUAUUAUUCAUUUUUAGCUGUUUUAGAUUUUGAAGACUUGUUCCAGAAUUAAACCGGCUCAAAAUUAUAUAAACUUGAUAAUAAGGGUAAUAAUUACUGUUCCACAUAUCUGGCGUUUAAUAAAAUAAAAAUAUGGCAGUGUUAAAGUGUUGCUAAAUUCAACCUACUGUCUAAUUUACUUGGAUAAUUAGCGUGGUCUUGCAUGUGACUAAAAUAUUGUAUUUUAGGCAUUUAAAAAAAAAUGUUUGUGACGCCAUGACACAUUUAUACAGCCUAUUAUGGCGUCAUAAUUGCCUUUCGUCUAAAUCCGACCCUGCUUACUUCUCACGCAAUGAUGUUACGUUUAUGAAAGUAUGAUUUGAAAAUCUUUUAUAAAAAAUGUACUGAAAUGUAUAUUGCUGAUACAUUGUCACGAGCAUAUGUUUCAAAUGAUAAACCUGUUGAUAUUAUGCAUGAUUAUGAUGAUUUUUAUAUUCUGACAAUUGUUUCUAUUUCCCCACCAAGAGCACAUGAAUUGGUUGGAUUCCUAUCAAUAGGAAUCUCAUUUUAAACGGAUUCCGUGCGUAAUAACAGUCAGUUUUUUGAAGUAAAAUAAACGAAUCUCUAUCAAAAUGAUAUCGUGUUUGUGAUACGGUAAAAUGAAAUCUGCGAAAAUAAAUUUAGUUAUCUCCAGAUAUAGCAUGGCAUGUGUGGCGUUUUCUUACGAUAUAAACAUAUUACAACUGGUUCAAUUCAAAUAUAGCAUUCAAAUUGAAUUUCUAUUCACAUCAAAUAUUUCCUGUUAUAUAGAUUAUAGAGCAAUGAAAAAUCGCCAUGUUUUGGCAAUUGAAGGGUAGAUUUGUAACAAGUAACAGCGACCACUGAUACCACUUUUUUGUGAGAAGUUUGAAUAUUUUAGUCUAUGUGUGUUCAUGGUGAUACUUGUAAAAAAUGAAGGAAACAGGCACUACGAAUUCAUACAAGGAAUUUAUGUCAGCAGCAGUAGUUUGCAAUAAUGAAAUUCCAUGUACUGCAGGGAAAAAUAUUCUGGCAGCAGGAGGCUCAGUUGUUGAUGCUGCCAUCACGUCUAUGUUGACAUUAGGAGUGAUAUCAUUCCAGAGCUCAGGAAUAGGUGGUGGGUUCUUCAUGGUUUACUAUGAUGCAAAAACGGGAAAAGACUAUUUUAUCGACGCAAGAUCAGUUGCUCCACUCGAAAUUGAUCCUGGAUUCUACGUUGAUAAUAAUUAUGCAAAAACAUAUGGUCGGUCAUCCAUUGCCGUCCCAGGAGAGAUACACGGCUUUUGGGAAAUACAUCAAAGAUUUGGAAUACUUCCUUGGUCAGCCCUAUUCAAGCCAGCCAUUGAAUUGGCGGAAAAAGGUUUUAGGAUGACCGCAUCCUGUUCCAACUGGCUCAGAGUGACUAUGCCAAAAGUAAAGGAAAAUGAAAAUUUAAGAAAUUUCCUGAAGAAGUCCGAUGGAACAUUCAAACAAACUGGUGAUUAUAUCAAGAGACCAAAUUUAGCGGCUACUCUCCGUAUAAUAGCAGAAGAAGGAGCUGCUGCUUUUUACAACGGAUCUUUAACAAAAUCUAUUUUAGAUGACAUAAAUGAUGGAUUUGGUUUUCCUUCUGCCAUCACAAUCAAAGACUUCAAUAUGUACAGGACUAGGAUAAGGGAGAGUACGAAACUUCAACUGGACAAUUUCACAGUGAUAUCAACGGCAGCGCCGAGUGGAGGAAAUAUGUUGGCGUAUUUACUCAAAAUCCUUCACGAAUUCAAUCUAUCUGCUGAGGAUCUUCGCCAGGAUGAAGUUUUAACCUAUCAUCGAAUUAUUGAGGCGAUGAAAUUCACAUAUUACGAGAGAAAUGUACUUGGGGAUCCUGACUUCUGUCCAAAUGUUAAUCGGAUUUUAAAAGAAAUUAGUACGGAUGAAUAUUGUAAGAACGUAAGGGAAAAAACUGAUGAUUCACAAACUCACCCAUUACAAUAUUACGGUGAAGAUUUGACCCCGGUACAAGAAGAUCACGGUACAGGGCACUUGGGAAUAAUUGGAGAAGAUGGAAGCGCGGUCGCCAUGACCAGCACUGUUAAUCAACCAUUUGGCAGCAAUGUUCUUGGACGAAAAACUGGUAUUGUGUUCAACGAUCAGAUAGGAGAAUACUCGAUACCAGGGGAAACAGUCACUAAGAGGUGGCGUCCAAAUAACCUGCUUGAACCUGGGAAAAGAGCUCUUUCGACUACAUGUCCGACUAUUAUUUUAAGCAGAACGCCUGGAGGUCCAAAAGUAAAAAUGAUUGUAGGGGGUUCGGGAGGGACAAGAAUUGUAAGCGCUACAGCACUAACAAUUAUACGAACGCUUUGGUUUCACGAGGAUUUAGAUAAAGCAGUCAAAUCGAAGAGACUUCAUCACACCUGGUACCCGAACGUUUUGCACAUUGAGAAUGGAAUGGACCAGGACGUUGUACGUGGUCUAAAAGAGCGCGGGCACAAGAUAGAGUGGAUGGAAGGUUACUGUUCAACUGUCCAGGCAAUUCUGAAGCUAGAAAAUGGUAGAAUUGCAGCCAAAUGCGACGAAAGAAGGGGAGGAUAUCCAGACGGCUUUUGACAAAAUUAUUACAUAUAUAUACGAUAUGGCCAUGAGUCUUUAUAUCCAGUAGCAGACGAUACCUGACUUCUUCAAUUAUGCACUGCUUUACCAAAACUGCUUCUUAUGUUCAAAAUUCAUACAUAUAGUUCAAAUUUUGUGCUUUGGCAGUAGCUUAUUAUAACCAACAUAAUACUGA
This is a messenger RNA of Styela clava, 3244 nucleotides long. NCBI's taxonomy places the organism in Eukaryota, Metazoa, Chordata, Ascidiacea, Stolidobranchia, Styelidae. The record is from RefSeq and is a predicted model, not a curated record.